CGUUUUGUUGUUCAGAUUUAUACUAAUGUAUACUAUAAUUCAGCGGAAUAUUCAGCAGAAUUAGUUGUGUGCUAGUUGAUUGAUUUUUUUUUCUCUAUUCUUUUGCAUUACAUUUAUUUAGGAAGACAGUUCAUAUUUUUUUUAGCUUUAGCUUUUCAGAGUUGUCAGUUAUUAUUAUACAAGAACCAAGAUGUCAAAAUUGUAUUUAGUUGUUGUAGAUAUUUUGCCACGCACGGAUUCCAUGGAUUUCACUUUAUUUGUUCAAAAAAUGUGCGGCAUUUUUGCUGCAUAUUCGAACGCUACAAAAGUUGUUCACCGAUUUAAAGUUUCGGGAGAGUCCAAAAUUGUUGCUAUUUUUGAAGUAAUGAACAUUCUUGGGAUGGAACGUACCAUUUCUGGCCUUUGGCGCCUUGGUGGAGUGAAAGUAACCAUGACACCAGUAAUUUCCUACGAGAAUUUUGCCAAGUUCCUUGGGGCAAGCUCGAAACUGACAGAGUUAAACCAGAGUGAGCUGCCUGAUGAUCAUCUCUACUGGUUACAGUUUGACGUGGAAUACACUGACAAAUCCAUAGAAGAUUUGAUGGACAUUUGGAAAAGGGAAGCUGAAAAAAUAUUGUCAGCAAGAUGUGAAGUUGGAUUGCCAAUACAACUUUAUAAAGUUGUACUGGAACGACAGGUACAUGCAUUUGUGAGUGUGGAAUCUCCAGAAAAACUCAACGAACUGGCAUUCACUCUUCCAUUAAUGCAGGAGCUUGGAGAUAAAGUGCAUAUCAAGUGUAAAGCAGUUCAGAAAUUGGAAAUAUACAGCAAAAAAAUCCUCAGCGAUUAUAUGUAACAAGUUGAUGUCUUCUGAUAGUUUGGGACUGAAGUGGACAUGUUUACAUACAAGUUCGGACAGGCUAAUACUUGUUAUAUAACUAUACAUUAAUACAAGUACUGUGGCUAUUCUCAGUUUUGCAAAAAGAAACAUAAAAUGGAAGAUGUUUACCACUUGGAGAUAUGUCACACUAUGGAGUAGUUCAUUAAAACUAAUAUUGUAUUAGCUUCAUUAUUUUUAUUAUUAUUAUACAAAAAGAAACAUCGGUAUAAAAUGGUAGAUGUUUAAAGACUUGGAAAAAAUGUCACAAUAUGGAGUAGUUCAAUAAUUAAUAUUGUAUUAGUUUCAUAUUUAAACAAAAUUAUUAUUAGAAUACAAACAAGAAGAAAUAUUAAGUUGUUAUGAGUGCUGAACUGAUUGGUUAUCUGGCGAUCAUUUAACUAGAACAAAACAAAAAUACAAAAUUAAUAUCUUAGUUAGUAAACCUGUGAUUCAGACUUGUAAUGAGUCAGAGUAGAUGAUUUAAUACAGUUUAUUUUUUAAUAUAUAUAGUAAAUUUGUGGUAAAUAUGAUUCUCUUUGAACUGAUUGCUUUGAUCAAGUUUUAAUUUCACAAGGCCAGGUAGGUCCUUACUUAAUUUAGAAUUUUACUGCAAAGCUAAAGGAGCAAGAUUGUAACUUCUUAUCAUCAAUAAAAAUCUGUCAGGUGGAAUAUAGUUUUGCUGGGCAAAAAGAAUAAUAUUCCUGUUCUUUAGCAAUUUAAUAAAGUACGAAGUUGUGCACCACAAAGGGAAUACAACUUCAUAUGGUACUAUUUUGAAUGUUACGACUGAGAUUUAGUUGAGUUAUAUCAUUUAUUUUGUUGUGUCCCUAGUCCAGUGUCUAGAAAAUGAGACAGAAGUUAUUAAAAUAGCAUCAGACCUCUUUGAAAGUAAAUAGCCUUAUUGGAAAAUAUUGCCAUGCCUUGAAAUAUCAAGCUAAUUUUCAAAAACUCAAAUUUCCUGAAAUAUCACACUCUUGAAAUUGAAGUGACUGGAGUUGAACUGUAUUCUAAAAGUUUAUGCAAGUAUUUGUUUUGAAAAUUAGUGUAGAUUUAUGAAGACAUGGAAAACAUUCUUAUGGUGGGUUAAGACCUACCAAAGAUGUUACUUUGUUACAAAUAGAACUUUUCGUUGAGUAUAGCUUAACCAGAUUUUUGUAGCAUUUUCAAACAUAUCUACAUUAACAAUGUCAUUCAGCUUUAGCAUUUGUUAUUCGUGAUUGUUACUAUGGUAUUGUUUAAAGUCUGAAUAUUUUGUUUUAUGUCAGAUGUAAUAAUAUGGUAUGUAAUAACUGAAUUUGAAUACACACACAAUACCAUAGCUGUUUUAUUGUAGUUUAUGUGUACCAUUGUAGCACUAUUUGUUACAUUGUAUUACUAAUAUUACUAAUUUUAUAGCAUCACAAAAUAAAAGGCUUGGACAGUAUAGGAUUUUGCUGUUAAUAAAUCAGUAAGUUGAUGCAUCAGGACAAUAUUUUGAAAAAUCAGUUCUACAUGGAACGAUGUACAUUUUUGUGUCAUAGCUUGUCAUAAACAAAAUUAGUCUUUGUUAAAACAUUGUCAUCACUUUUUGUCCAGAAUGAAAAUAAAACCAAAUAAUUUGCUUUA
Gigantopelta aegis is the source of this 2464-nucleotide messenger RNA. RefSeq lists its product as uncharacterized. The transcript has 5 exons. Lineage: Eukaryota; Metazoa; Mollusca; Gastropoda; Neomphalida; Peltospiridae. The coding region runs from base 191 to 835 and encodes 214 amino acids. The record is from RefSeq and is a predicted model, not a curated record.